Pomacea canaliculata is the source of this 1304-nucleotide messenger RNA. RefSeq names its product kielin/chordin-like protein. Gene Ontology annotation, biological process: negative regulation of BMP signaling pathway. The transcript has 2 exons. Gene Ontology annotation, cellular component: AMPA glutamate receptor complex. Gene Ontology annotation, molecular function: protein binding. The record is from RefSeq and is a predicted model, not a curated record. Bases 628 to 1272 code for a protein of 214 amino acids. Lineage: Eukaryota; Metazoa; Mollusca; Gastropoda; Architaenioglossa; Ampullariidae.
CUGUCUGGAGCAAGCGGAGGAACGCAAACUCUUUACUGCGGUUCGGAUCAGAAGAACAAGACAAACAUUACACCCAAGCGAUUUGCUCCUCAUCUCCCCCUCCCUCCUCCCUUCCUUCCCUCGUCGCACCCCAACCCUGUUGUUUUAUCGACUGCAAACUGCUCCGCCUGGCUGGUGGGGUGCAUUUACGCCAUCCUGACAAACACCUCAUUGUUGAUGGACUUUCCAAAUGUUCGAGGCCUGCAGACACCGAGCAUUGGAGUCUUGCAAAAGUUCAGGGGAGCAAACACUGUGAUGACUGUACAGCUUUGCAAAAACGUGACAAAAAUCAGUCCAUCAAACAGUGAUUCUGGAGCAGUUUCUUCUCUAAUUUCUGAAGGAUUUUAAAAAUAAUUUACAUAUAUGUUCUCUGUGGUUCGUACGCUGGCCUGAGCACCCGAAAAAGCUGUACAGGUUAUUAAGCUGCAAAAUCCUAGUCAGCCACCGACAGAGGACUUUCCAUGAUCGUCUCCUGCAGGAAGUGACGUCGAAAAACCAAUAGACCAGCAACUGACUAAAAUCAAAACCCGUCAGUAAACACUCGGUUCUGGUCCACAGACUACACAGCCGUGCCGAUAGCUCAGCACCAUGGCAACUACAUCACCACUCAUUUGUACGAGAGUGCUCAUUGUUUUCUCCUGCCUAUUAUUCAUGAGUAGAUGUUCAGGAACCACCAAAGAACCCUCGUCAGCAGACGAUCGAAGAAAGUCUCAACAUUGCCUGUUCGGAGGCAAAACGUACCCUCAGGGUCACAAAUUCCAGCCUUAUCCGUGCACGACUUGUCGAUGCCAUCGCGGUCACGUGACGUGCGCAGUGGAGGACUGUCAAGAGGAGCUCAACUGCUUGCGUCAUGCGAACGAGACGUCACCACGAGCGGAGUCGUGUUGCUCCACGUGCCUGGAGUACGGAUGCCGUCACACGGACGGGGUGCUGUACCGGCCUGGGGAGGUCAUCUCGCAGGACGACUGUUCUCGCUGCUACUGUCCUCAAGAGGGUGGGCAGAGCACGUGUGAUGUCACACACUCCUGCCCGCCAACGUUGUGUGUGGACUUUGAAAUUCGACCUGGACAGUGCUGUCCGAGAUGUCCUCGGGGCUCCAACUGUCAACAUCAGUUAUACAUCAUUGCACGUGGGGAUGUUCUGGACAUUGAUGACCUCUCCUGUCGGUGUCGUCUGAAACGACGGGGAAGCAAUUUCAAACUGGAAGCUAAGUGUAUGCCCAGGUCUUUAUAAAUCGGAGAAGGGCUUGGAAACAUUGCGAAGAC